Triplophysa rosa is the source of this 3352-nucleotide messenger RNA. It is a transcript of the gene crata, whose product is annotated as carnitine O-acetyltransferase a. Gene Ontology annotation, cellular component: peroxisome. Gene Ontology annotation, biological process: carnitine metabolic process, CoA-linked. Lineage: Eukaryota; Metazoa; Chordata; Actinopteri; Cypriniformes; Nemacheilidae. The record is from RefSeq and is a predicted model, not a curated record. Bases 146 to 1882 code for a protein of 578 amino acids. The transcript has 14 exons. Gene Ontology annotation, molecular function: carnitine O-acetyltransferase activity.
GGUAAAGUACACCAGCGCAGCCAUGAUGGCGCUGAGAAUUUAUAUGUAGGUCUCACUCACCCAGUGGACUCUGGCCGUACUCAGCGGAUCUGUGUCCCUCCUCUAAGGCCUUUCUGAUUUGGGGGCGUUUUAGUGAACUUACGUUAUGUUGGGAACUGUGGCCAGGACUAUGGUGAAGGCUGGUAUGGUCAAACCCUCCAGCCUGGUAAAGCCAGUGUCGGUGACACGGAUCGCCGGACGCUACUUGGCACACCAGGAGAGUCUCCCUAAGCUACCAGUGCCGCCCCUGCAACAGACAUGCGAUCGCUAUCUUGCUGUCCUGGACCCCGUCAUAGAACCAGAGGAGCUGAAUCACACCCAGAAACUGGUGGAGGAGUUUCAGAAGCCAGGUGGAGUUGGAGAACGACUUCAAAAGGGCCUGGAAGGGCGAGCGAAGAAGAUUGAGAACUGGCUUUCUGAUUGGUGGUUGCAAACAGCCUACCUGGAAUAUCGGAUGCCUGUUGUUAUACAUUCAAGUCCUGGGGUCGUCCUUCCUCGUCUAGAGUUCAGUGACCGUCAAGGUCAAAUGAGAUAUGCUGCUAAAUUGAUCGCAGGGGUUUUAGAUUUCAAGACCAUGAUUGACAAUGAAACCUUGCCAGUGGAGUAUCUGGGUGGAAAGCAACUUUGUAUGAACCAGUAUUAUCAGGUGCUUUCAUCCUGCCGAAUCCCUGGAACAAAGAGAGACACCGUGGUGAACUACGCAUUGGACAAGAAGUCCCCCACACAUAUCACUGUAGUGCACAACUUUCAGUUUUUCUUGCUGGAUGUGUACAACAGUGAUGGCACACCACUGACAGUCGAUCAGAUCUAUAUCCAGCUGGAGAAGAUCUGGAACUCCUCUUUGCAGACCAACAAAGAGCCUAUUGGCAUCCUCACCUCCAACCACCGCAACAGCUGGGGCAAAGCCUACAACAACCUCAUGAAGGACAAGACUAAUAAAGAGUCAGUGAGAGCCAUUCAGAAGAGCAUUUUCACAAUUUGUCUGGAAGCUCCGAUGCCACGCACAUCUGAUGACAUGUACCCAACUCGAGCUGCAGUUCAGAUGUUGCAUGGAGGGGGCAGCAGGUGGAACAGUGGCAAUCGCUGGUUUGACAAAACAUUGCAGUUUAUUAUUGGAGAAGAUGGGAUGUGUGGAAUGAUCUAUGAACACGCCCCUGCUGAAGGCCCACCUAUAGUUGCACUGCUUGACCAUGUGGUGGAAUACACUAAGAAGUCAGAGAUGGUCCGUACUCCGAUGGUCCCACUGCGUAUGCCUCAGAAACUUCGUUUCAACAUCACACCGGAGAUCAAAAAUGACAUUGAGGAGGCCAAACAAAACAUGAACAUUAUGGUUCAUGACUUAGAUAUGAAAGUCAAUGUAUUCUCCCAUUUUGGCAAAAAUUUCCCAAAGUCACAGAAGAUGAGCCCCGAUGCAUUUAUUCAGAUGGCCCUUCAGCUGGCGUACUACAGGAUGUACAAGCGCUGCUGUCCAACCUACGAGAGCGCCUCUCUCCGCAUGUUCAGACUGGGCCGCACAGACACCAUUCGCUCCACAUCUAUCGACUCGGCCAGGUUCGCAAAGGCCAUGGAUGACCCGACUAAACAGAACACAGAGAAGGUGGCGCUACUGGAGAAAGCCAUUAAAGCACACAGAGCUUAUACAGACAUGGCGGUCCAGGGUCAAGCCAUCGACAGACAUUUGCUUGGAUUGAAACUGCAGGCUAUUGAGGACCUGGCUGCCCUGCCUGAGAUAUUCAUGGAUACCUCGUAUGCUGUAGCGCUACAUUACAACCUCUCCACCAGCCAGGUGCCAGCUAAAACAGACUGUGUGAUGUGCUUCGGUCCUGUGGUACCAGACGGUUAAGGCGUGUGCUACAACCCCAUGGAAUCCCACAUAAAUUACUCUGUUUCUGCAUUCAACAGCUGUAAGGACACAAAUGCAUCACAAAUGGCCCAGGCUCUAGAGGACGCUCUCAUAGACAUGAAGACCCUUCUGGAGCAGACGCCCAAGUCCAAGCUUUAAGGACACUUUGACAUUUCAUUGAGCACUCGACAAGAAGAGACUUUUGUUUUGUAUGUUAUUAAGACUGAAGUUGACUGGACUUCAUGAAUGUUCAGUGGCCUGAAUAAUCUUAAACUUUGUUCAUGUGCUCAGGUUUUGCUGAUUUAUGUUUUGUUUUUUAUUUGGUAUAGUUUUCUCAAUACAAUGUACCAGAUAUACGUAGCUGGGCAUUUUGGUAAGAAAAUAAUUCUCUGGAAGAGAUUAAAUGUAACAAAUUACGAAAAAAUGAUCGACUUGUGUGUGCAUUGUUAAGCACUGUUUUAAAUGCCAUAAUGUAAAUACUGACAUUUUUAAAGCAUUGGUUUUGUAGUUCUUAACUACACUACUGUAAUUUGCACAAUAAAAUGCUUUUGAUAAAUAUAAAGUUAUUUAAGUCUUUUCUGGCUUUCAUACCCAGUACGUAAAGCUCAGCUGAAACCUGGUGACCUGUUAUGCCUAUUGCAAAUGAUGACGACCAUUUCUAAUGUUCUUAUAAGUCAAUGUUCGGCUGUCCUUACAAAUAUACUGAAACAUUUUUCAACAUUUGGCCCACAGGUAUAGUCAAACCAGUAUGGACACAAAUUCUGAGCCUCGUUUAAUGGGAUUUAUGUAUUGAUUUUCAGAUAACUUGACUUUGAGAGAACAUUGUAUUGGUUUAGCAGUUGUAUUUUCUUGGAAUUGAAUAUUAUAGAUGAUAUUUUGUUUUCAUAUGCAAUAUUCAAACAAUUGAGCUCCUACUUGCAUUUGCUAUAUUCAUAUCUGUCUGAACACUGACGCCCCACUGGACUAUUAACCUGAGCUCAAUUGUGUGAUAUAACAAAUCAGAAGAGAUAUUAUUUUUCAUUUUCACAAUGCUGACUGUGCCCUACAAGUGGGUAAGUGAAAUACAAAGGCAAAUCUUUGGGCGAUUGCUGAGCACAAAAUAAAGUUUGGGAUUUUUUUCAAAUGACAAGCAACAGAAUCGGUCUCUAAUGUCUGUUUCAGAAAAGGCCAGGCCUGAGCUUGCUAUUCAAGCUGAAUUAUUUACUGAAAAUACCACACUGAAGCGUUCAGAGCAAAUUCCCCCAGUUGUUGUGGGAAUUCUCUAAAGCACUUGGUUUCUGCAAAAGUGUUACAGAGCAAACAAUUCUUUUCAAAAUUACCUUUAAAAAAUUGGUCAUUCAGCUGUGUUUUGACAGUAUAGUCAAAAUGUUGUAUUCCAAAACUCACUUUUACAGACUGUCAGUACUUAUUUAGUAAAAUGACCCAUGAAUCUCUACAGCUCUAAGCCUGUUUCAGAUGUGGUCCAGAGAC